UUUUAAAGUCAACUUUUUUUCGUUCUUUCUUUCGUGGGUGAAUCAACAUGUCUGAAGGACAAGAUUGGAUCAGCGUAUUACCAGAUGAAAUUCUCCAUCACAUUCUGUCUUUCUUGACAACCAAACAAUCGAUUCAAACCUGCAUCUUGUCCAAAAGAUGGAUCGACCUCUGGAAAUUCACCCCUGUCAUCGACAUUCAAAUGGCAACUCCUUACCAUGAGACCACUCCAUCUGAACGUACCUUCAUACACAACACUUUGACCCAACACCAAGCCUUCAAACUCCAUAAGUUCAGCCUUGACUUCUCCUACGAAGCCUUAUACGCUGUCGCUAAUGUUCAACUUCAACACUACAUUGAGUUUGCCAUUUCAAGACAGGUUCAGAUUCUCUCAGUUUCAAUUGAGUUACUCUUUGAAUACUUUUGUUAUGUUUUGCCUAACGUGUUUUAUUCCCAUGAUAAUGUCCCAUCAUUAGAACAAGUUUCUUUAAAGGGUUUUCUUUUCAAUCCAAAUCCACCAUGUGAUCUACCCUUUGCUUCUCUGAAAGCCCUUUGCCUCUUUGAUUGUGCGAUUGACGAUGGAACUCUAAAGGGCUUGUUAUCUUACUUUCCUGUUCUUGAAAGCUUGACAAUCGAUUUGUGCCAUAGAUUACUCAACUUCAAAGCUUCUUGGUGUCAAAGUAUGACGCUUAAACACCUUGUAGUUAGAUGCAUGGAUAACCCUGGUUUCAAUCUAGAAAUUGAUUCGUCAAGUUUGUCAAGUUUUAAAGUCGAUGGAAAUACAGUGAAGAUCUCAGUCAGUUCAUUGUCUUCCAUUGAUGAAGCCAAAAUUUUUCGAUCCAGAUAUUAUCCAUAUAUGCAAAACUUUGACACUAGAACAUGGUUAAGAAAUCUUGCCCAUGUAAAAAAAUUUGGUGUGAAUUCUUGGUUUUCUCAGUUUCUUGCUAGAGAAUAUGAGGUGAACAACAAUGGAUGGAAAAUAUUCGAAAAUCUAAAGGUAUUUGCUUGGUUUGGUCCAUUGGGAAAAGAGUGUGAUCUCAUUGCACUAAUUGACUUCUUGGUUCAUUGCCCUUCCCUAGAGAAGAUUGAAAUAGAUUUCAGAUUUUCCUUCUCGGAAGAGGCUGGUGAGCAUAGACCACCUUUUGCUUUGGAGCGUCCGUUUGUUGAGAACAGUGGAGAUGGGCAACCAACAGUUGGAUUUCUGGAUAAUGUGAAGAAAAUUAUCAUACAUCACUUCUUUGGCUAUAAAAGUGAGAUUGAAUUUAUCAAGCAUCUAAUGCAGAAGGCAGUUGUUCUUGAGACUUUAUCAUUAACUUACCAUAGGCUUGAAUUCGGCCCUGAAUACGUUAGUCGUGGAUAUACUAGUUGCCCUCCUAAAGAGUUGGUUCAAGAAGAGAUUUUUAGCUUGUCUACAGCUUCCUCUAAUGUUCAUAUAUCGUUUCAUGAUACUUAUCACAAGUUAGGAUUCUAGAAGCAUCAAUUGAAUAAAUAAUUUCCAUUGAUUUGAUUGUAAAUUGUUGAUGUCUGCAACUGCAAGCUAUUUUUUUUUAUUAGAAAGUAUCAGCUACUUCUUCCCA
Gossypium raimondii (Peruvian cotton) is the source of this 1575-nucleotide messenger RNA. Its product is annotated as putative F-box/LRR-repeat protein At3g28410. The record is from RefSeq and is a predicted model, not a curated record. The transcript is spliced from 3 exons. Gene Ontology annotation, molecular function: protein binding. NCBI's taxonomy places the organism in Eukaryota, Viridiplantae, Streptophyta, Magnoliopsida, Malvales, Malvaceae. Bases 48 to 1469 code for a protein of 473 amino acids.